Molecule: messenger RNA, 494 nt
Organism: Aspergillus costaricaensis CBS 115574
Lineage: Eukaryota; Fungi; Ascomycota; Eurotiomycetes; Eurotiales; Aspergillaceae
Product: chitin binding peritrophin-A domain-containing protein
Exons: 2
Coding region: 12-494 (160 amino acids)
Cellular component (GO): extracellular region
Molecular function (GO): chitin binding
Source: RefSeq, a predicted model, not a curated record
CUUGGGACGUGAUGUACUACGCCCUUCUCCCCAUUAUUACAGCACUCGUCUGCCUCCCUGCAAACGCCCAGGACCAUGCUUCAGGCAUCCCUGCCGGCCCUAUCGCAGAUGUAGUAUGCGCGACAGCAACUCAAGAAGUGGCUAACAUGCCAUAUCCUGGUGAUUGCACAAGAUGGAUAAAAUGCGACACCGAUUAUGCCGGCACCGCUACAGUUUAUACCUGCGAUGAAGGGUUAUGGUUUAGCUUUGAUGCCCAAACAUGUACCUGGCCGGACCAAUCAGGCUGUACUUACAAGGUGUUCUUCUUCGCGAACACCAUGGGGAUAUUGCUAUGUAAUAUUCAUGAAAUCUGGCUACCCUCCAUUAUCUACGUUGUGACUCGGGCUCUUUACCCAAGCAGCGAUAGCAACUCAUAUGUGAAUAUAUAUGAUGCUCGACCAACUAAGUUGAUGGUAUUCCAGCCAGUCGAGCUCUGGUCAAUGACAUGCUGGUAA